AUGUCGUAUAAACAUCAUAUAAAUGACGACAAUUACGACAAAAAGUGUGCGGUUUGUGGCGAUCGGGCACUCGGCAACAACUUUGAGGUGCUGUCGUGUCCCUCAUGUAAGGCAUUCUUUCGUAGGAAUGCCACCAAAAAUAAGCAAUACAAAUGCCUUUUCGACAACAACUGCACCAUAGAUAUCACGACCAGAAAGUACUGCAAAAAGUGUCGACUCAACAAAUGCUACGCUAUGGGCAUGAAAAAAGACUGGAUUCUGUUAAAUGAGUGGAAAAAAGGCAUUAAAUGCGGACUUCAAACCAAUAAUAAUAAUACAAAUACUGAGACCAUUAGUCCUAAUAGUAGUCCUAUUGAUGAACAUUAUUAUAGUAAUCCCAUGGACUAUGAAAAUAUUAACCCCGGUGUUCACUACAAUAACAUGACACACGCCAUACCUCUUGACAGUCCCGUGCCAUACGGUUCCGACACCUCACACGACACGGACUACUCGUCCCCGCCCUUAGACUACACAAUCAGUAUAUAUUUAGGCGGAUGUGUCGACUAUGUCACCACAACCACCGGCGCCCCAAUUGACAUACCGGACACGUUUGGGGACAUCGAUGUGGACAGUGAUGUGGAAAAGGAGAUCAACGACGAGAUUCAGGACAUAUCGGCCGCCAUUGAGCUUCAGGACAGCCUGUUUUGGGUGGACAGACCGCUCACGGACUACAGGAAUAACUUCAAUGAAUUAGAGGGCAAUAAAUUGCGUGAACUAUUGGCAGCCACUCAGGUGUUCAUUGAGCUUGCUCAUACCACGCAGCAUGAUAAAUGGCUAUAUCAUGGGCACCCGGACUAUAAGCCGAGUCUAUUGCACCAACACAUGAGACGACUGAACAAAAUGUGUCACAAUUUGACGGCUUUUAAUAACAUAUGCGACGCCGAUAAGAUUUGCUUGCUCAAUUAUGGCUCCAUUGACCUGUUUUGCAUUAGGUCGCUACCUAAUUAUGAUUACACCAGGGAGAAUUGGACUUUUGUUAUGGAUAAGGACACAUCGCUUAUAGUGAGCCUAAAUGUGUUGCAAAAUAUGCCCCGAAAUGCCCACAAGUUAUGCAAAAACUUUUUCCAUACCAUAGCUAAGGAAUGGGACACCGAUUCCGUGAUUCUCGAUCUGGUAGUACACUCUCAGUCGUACAGUACAUAUUUGACGGCAAUUAUAUUUUUUAACCCCAACCGACCCAACCUUAAGCACAAGCAUAUGGUUAAUAACUGA
Oppiella nova is the source of this 1251-nucleotide messenger RNA. NCBI's taxonomy places the organism in Eukaryota, Metazoa, Arthropoda, Arachnida, Sarcoptiformes, Oppiidae. The record is from the annotation of a GenBank genome assembly.